UUCCACCAUUGCUGCAUUUGAGUAUUUCUUUAAUGAGUUUUGGACAUUCUUUAUCUAAACAUUUAUGUUCAAAAGGAGGAAGCCUCUUGCUUCUUGGUAGAAGUGUUUUCCUUUUCUCAUGCUACACCAUUGAAAAGUUACAAGCUGUCUGGAAGUGUUUAAAUUGCUAUUUCCUUUUUCUUAAUGAUAAAAUCUCAGAAGGUUAUUGCAACUAUGCAAACAAACCUAAGUGUUGAGUCCAAACCACUACCCAAUCAAUACCAACUGCAUCUAUUGUUAAAAGGGAAAAUCCAGGAUUUUCUACCUGUAGUAGAAAAAGGAACAAGGAAGAUCUAAGGUAAGCCAAGCUCAUAUUUUCUUCCCUAACUGCUUCUCUGCACCCCAGUUUCUCAGUGGAGACCCUGCAAAGUAUGGCAUUGCCAACACUUUCAACACUAUGUCAUGAGGAAUUCUACGGUUAUAAGUAAUGUUUCCCGUAAAACACAAAUUAAGCAUAGGAAAAUCAGGAGAUUAAUAUUUUCCAAUUAACCUUAAACGUGUCUCUAUACAAUAUUUUUAUAUUUUUUAUUAAUUUAUAUGAUAAAACGUAUGCUAACUGCUGACUUUUGGCAGCAGUUUCCACACAGAGAUGAGUGCUUUGGAUCUGGCCCCUUUGCGUGCCUCGGAUCUGGCCCCUUUGCGCGCCUCUUCCCAGCACCAGAGGAUAGUUUCUGCAUAUUUGCCUUUGGGUUUGAUACUUACUUUGUAUGCCUGGAUCUCCGAGGCACCUAGUUAUUAGAUGAAAGCAUUUUUUUAGUUGAAUGAAGCCCUAGGGGAUUAAUUUUGGAAAAGAUCAGAACACCUCUGGAGGGAGCUGUCUUGCUGACUCUCCUGAUGCAGUUUGAAUUACUGCACCAUCAUUAUUUCUGGAUGCACUUGCUCAUCCUUAACCAACUUCAGUCCUUCUCCUUUUUAUUAUAACUAUUUUUUUUUUUCCAAAUAUUGGGGUCAAAAACUCAUCUGAACAGAAACAAAUGCUGUAAUUUACAUCCACUGUAUUUUUUUCCCUUUUUAAAAAAUACUUAGCCCUACUGGUUACAAUUUUUUUUUUUUUUUUUUUCUGUAAAAUGUAUGUUAGAAAGCAAACACUUUUUUAAUCUUUAAAAAACAACAACAACAAAAAAAAUAGAUCUGAGAUUCGUCUGUUUGGAGCUUAUUUUUUGAAAAACACAAAAGGUACGUAGGCGGGGUCAAGCAGUAUUUGUGGUUUACCAUGUUUCACAUCAGAGUGAAGAGCUCAGCUAGCGCUGUUUUACUGGCACAACUGUUGAAGAGAGGUUUGCAUUUUCAUUUGAAUACAAGAGGACAGACAUGAUUCUUUCUACCUGUAAGUAAACUGGGCCUCAUAUUUUCAUCUUGCAGUUUUGUUUUGUGCAGCUGCAGUGUACUUGGCAAAUGAGCUAUUUAUUGCCAUAAAAAUACCAGCCAGUUUUCUUUUGUGCUGCUCAGGUGAUCUUUGCUGAGACUGCUUGUCUUGACUUUCAAAAUUGAUGCUUAAAUAUGAAUCCAUUGUAUGUUAGAUUCAGCAAAGCAAAUACUUUUACAUACAGACAGGGAGAGAUUCCAACAUGCUGUCCUUAAAAGCAUGUACAGCAUAGACAUGAAUAAUAAAAUGGGUAGAACUGGAACUAUCUUUCCUCCAGAGCAGAAUUAAAUCUUGGGAAAAAAAGAAAGCCUCAGCUUGCACAUGUGAAAAGAUGAAAGCUUGUCUUUCAAUGUAUUUUUAGAAGCGAACUAUCAUUUGGCUUCCUACUAGAUUAUUGAUUUUUUUAGUACUGUUGAAAACUGAUGGAUAUAGCAGAUCACAAGGCAUACUGUGUAUUACAGUAAAGAUUUGGGCUUGAUGGGUGAAGCUGAGUUUGUAGUGUUAACCUGCAGUUAACCUGCUGCCCCUGCUGCAAGAGCAAGAACUUUGUGCAAGUCUUAGACUUGGACUACAGCACUUUAGUAGUGCCUUAAGAAACAGAGAAUCAGAAAAAGAAACUCAAGCCAAGAAACCAUUAAAUAAUAAAUUUAUAACAUGCAAAUUAUAAAAAUUAACCUCUAAUUUGUUGCUUGUAUCUUUGGUACUACCCCAAGGCUGCAAAUUAGAGGGAGGUACAACGGAAUGUAGGAGGAAGAUUGCACGUCCAAAGGGGUGUGAAUGGUCCAUCUGUACAGACAGUGUCAUCAUGCCAAAGCAUGCUGCUGGGUGUUGUGGGACUUUCUCAGGACAGCUACUAGCAGUGAUGGACAGUCUCAAAGGACUGAUGUGUUUUCACUCUCUAUUCUCUGUUUUCAUGAGACUAUCUUUCAGCUUCUCAAGCAAACAGCUGUUCCUGACAGCUGUCCAUCUUCUUCUUCUUCCUUUAGCAUCCUAUCUGCUCCAUUAUGCACAGAUAAACUUGUUCUCUGAGUUGGUUCCCAAAAUAUCAGCUGCCAAUUUUUAGGCUAUUUGUGAGGUUAACUUCAACACCAGUUCCCUAGUAUUUCCACUUCAAUCCACAUGCUUAUCUUGCCAUGAUCUUUUCUUGUUUCAACACUCUGCAUGCUAAAAAGGUCUGAUUUUGGGCAUCAGAAUUCAAUAGGCUAUCAUGGCUCUGUGCUAGUGUUGGGAUUCCUAUUUGUAAACUUGUCACCAGGGAGAUAAUACAGCACUGUUUUAAAUACAAGUUUCUUCCUCCUAAUGUAGUCAUUUCCAGAAAGAAAAACACAUGAGCUGUGAAGUGGGCAACGUAUUUAUUUCUGCAUUAUUUGUAGAAUUGGCUGAACUUUGGCUGAGGUUGCAAGCUUUCAUGAGAAUUGGAAAAACCGAAGAAGAAAGAUUCAGCAAAGUCUAGAUUCAACAGCUCAAAUGCCCUCUGGUUUGAUUUCAACUUAGAUUUUAAGCUACUGACUUUAAUUGCUCCACGAUGAUUUACCCUGAGGAUCAAAGCCAAGUGUGUUUUGGUAGCUUAUGUUUUCAUAGAACUCAGGGAAAUAUGGGCUGAGAGGUCUAGCAGGACUUUAGAUCCUGGAGAAAUCUUCCUUCCCGUGGAUUUAAAAGAAGAAAAUUUGACCCCUUUUUCUGGAAGUUUUGGGAUAACUUUUGAUUAUGUAGGAAACAGAAGCGAGGCCUAAACAUAAUGAUAGGUCCAUAAGUACUUCAUUUUAACAGACUUCAAAAAUAAUUUGCUGUUAAAAAUUAUGGGAUAAUUCCUUAUGUUAGCCUGUAUUUCUUUCUGUCCUGUCCAAGCAGUCUGCCAUUCAUAAUAUGGUCUUACUGGUGUCUCUGUUAUCUUCAAAAUAUGGAAUCCAAAAUGUGAUUUCCUUGCUGAAGCACAACUCUCAUUGAUACCAUCACUGAUUCAUUCAUAAUUUAUGAACUUUUGAAUAUGGUUACAUAGGUAAUGGACCAGAGGGGUCAAGGCCUGCUAAUACGUAUGCGACACUAACAUUUUUUGACAAAUCCAGAAUGUUUUGCUUAAGAAAAGAUCCUUGGUCCAAGAUGGAAGGGAAUCAGGACCAUUCCAUUUAUUUCAGUGAGGGUGUAUCAGAAAGGAAAAUCAAGAAGAAAUAUUUAAAAGAAUGAAUAAUUUCUAAUAAUCUAUUUUCAAGUUCUUAUUUGCAUUUUAAAAUAUAGCAUUUUUUUACAUUAAAAUGUAGUAUUUUAAAAAUUAUUAUUUCAUAGUUUGUCUGAUUAGCUGUUGAAUAGAAGAAAGUAGAAAGGAAGGAAGAGCUGGAGUCAGGGCAGGGUGCGUGCAGCUGUGAGAAGCUUCAGGCAGGAAACGCCGCCUUCCUGCGCCACUGCAGAGUGUUGCUGCCACAACUGGGGGUGCAAACAUCUGCCCCGGCUGCUAGCAGAAGGUCAAGAUGCAAGACAGUUUCAUCAGAUUGUUCAUUCUGUGUAUCAAAGAUUCUACCAUUUGCCGUGUUGGCUGAGUCUUUCUAAAACAGCACCCCAGAGCAGCUUUGUGUCUUUCUGUAGUGAGUUAUGAACUCAAAAACCAUUCUUUUAAUGAAAAAGAGAAAAAGUGUUUUGCAAGAAGCUUAACUGUGACUAGGGAGGGUGUAAAAUGCAUAGGUCAAUAUAUAGGUCUUUGCCUGAGAUGCUGAAAUUCCAAUCCAUCAGGUCAAAACUUCUGACUUAAUUAAAUUUAACUAAAGCAGGACUUUCACUCCUCAGGACUGAAGGCCUUGAUAAUGCUUCCCAACACACCUGACAAAUUUCUAAGCAGAAGUUAACAGCUUGCACUGCUAUAAUUUAUGCUUCCAUUAAUUUUUAACAAGUUAAUUCCACAAGAGCUCUAGGAGUAAUGCAUGGACAAAAGAAUUUCAGAUGUGAUGAGGUUGCUAAGAAGAGAUGUGUAAAGGCAGGUUUGUUUUCAAAGAGGUGGAAGUGCUGCUCUUUAGGAUGAUAAAUAUCUGCUGGAUUGAUAGGCUAUGAUUUGGCACUUAAAAUAUUCCAAUAAGGGGAAUAACUAGGAGCAAACUUUGCAGAACUGUACGAAGUUUGAGCGGCUCCUCAGGACCCAGCAACUCAAUUCAACAUGGGCUUAUCUGGCCCAUGGUUUUAGUUUAAUCUGAGCCUUCAUUUUUCACCUGAAGAAUUUGGUCAUAUUUUGUGAUCUUUAAUUGGUUAGAUAUCCCAGUCUUGGAAAAAUCACUCACCAAAUGGAGAAUGUGUCCCAGGAAGCAUUGUAGUUAAAGCUUUAACCUAAACCUGUGGUUCUAUGGACAGGACAAGAGAUUAAAUACUUCAUAUCAUAGAUGCUUAGGCUGUUUUUAAAAAAACAUCACAUACAUUCAUUUAUUGCUAAUUGCUUUUAGUGCAAUAAAGGGAGAGUAAAACAGAAAAGCAUCCAUUAACAGAGCAGGUCUGAAAUUCACUGAAGCCAAAAAGGAUUCCUGAACUUACUGUAUAAAUUUGUUCAAAUCACUGGGCUCAUAAGAAAAGCAAAACGGAAAUUACACAUCUAUAAUUUGAUCUGAAGCCCUUGCUUUUGUGCUAACAGCCAAAUCUUUAAAAUAAUAUUAGUUCAUUCUUUUGUCACAUUGAAACUCUGCAGUUCUGCUUCUAAAUAUUUCUUGUAAAUGUUCUAUAAGGAAAGCAAGUUGUCUAAUUAGGAAUAAUACAUUUAAUUAGGCUGAAUGGUUUAAUCAGAAGUAGACAAGUUUUCAAAUGUCUUAUUCCUUUUUUUUUUGCACAUCACUAAAUACUUCAUAAGGAUCGAUAAAACUCUGUGACACUGCCCAAAGUAAACAAAACCCAAGAAUUUUUUCAGCCAUGGUGUUCAUUGUUUAUGAAACACAGAAGCUAUUAUAUAAAAAGACAGGGGAACCUAACACGAUCUAGGUAAGGGAACAAACACAGCUCCUUCCCAAGACAUUUGGGAAGGUUUGGUAAGUGGCAUGUAAUUUUAAACAACCAUGUUUCUAAUGAAAUUGCCAUAACUUCUACAAAAUACAGUACCUGCAAGACCAUGCUGUCAUCCAAUAUGCUUCCAUGGCACUAAUUAAAAAUGCUUUAGUGACACUCACCCCUUAACAUUGUGACACUACUUUACUCUUGAAUUAAUAUUUUGGGGCAGGGAGGGGAAGAAAAAAGCAAUGGUAAUAAAUCAGAAAUAAUUCCCAGUUGACUUUUAAAAAGUGAUUUUAAAUUCCAAGCUUGUGUUUACCUGGAACAUUAACAAUUUCAAUGCUCCAGUAAAACAAUGCUAGAGACCACGUUCAGACAAACUUCAGCCACUAUAAUUUUAAACAGCUGAGGGACAGUUUAAUGUACACUGGAAAAUUACGCAGCAAAUACAUUGUAUUGACCAUCUUUUCAGCCUUGUUUCUUUAAAGAAAAUUGUCUGUGUCAGCUGGCUUGAGUAUUCAUAUUCGCUGUAUUUUGCAUACCUGUCAGUGGAAACUUUUAUCAAACAGUUGAUAGUGUCUUCUGAUUAGUGUAGGCUCACCAGCUUCCCACGCAAUAGGUUCUUUACAGGAUGCAACAGUCUAAGGGAAAUUGCCCCACGACUUUCAAGAUAAAUACUCUAACCAAAACACAGAUGAGACACGUCUCUUCCUCUUUCAGCUACGAACCAGUUUUGGUUUUAUCUUUCUGACAUCUGACAUUCUCAUUUCUUUUAUUAGCACAAGAUUUUCUAAGUUAGGUAUGUCCAUAGAGAAAAUAAUUACAUUUUAAUUGCGUAGUAAGGUUGCUUAAUAUUUUGAGUGCUAGGGUGUGUACCCUCAACACACUUGGCUGAAACAUUGGUAACAGGCAUUGGCAAAAGUCUUGCAGAACAUGAGAAGGGAGGUCUUAUUUAUUCCAGGCUGGAUUAAGUCAUUAGGGUUAACAAGCCAAAAAUGCCAUGAGAGAAAAACAAACUGGUGGGAGAAAGACGUACCUUGUGAAAGACAAAACAACAAAAUACCAAAACUGUGGAUACUCAAAUAACUUUCAAUACUCAACCAACUUUCAAAUAACAUGGAUAUUCAUCUUUCAAAUAACUUUCUGAGGCUCCUUUUUGUACGAUGAUCUCUGUGGCAGAGAAAAGUUAAGACUCAUUGGAGUGGGAUGCAACGCUGAUUUUCUGCCAGUGCAGCUGAACAUGACUGGAGCCUCAUCUGCAUGCCUGGCUCUCAUGUUUUCAAAGAGAGCACAGAUCACAUCCGAGAGCCUGAGCUCAGCCUGCUGCUGCUGCAGCCUUCCCAUGGGCGACGUAUGAUGGUGAGAUGGUUCAGGGAGCCCACCCAGCAGACAGUGAUUCCUUGCUGGUUUAGUGUCACGUCUCUGUUGGAGAUGAGAUCACACCAUCCAGUCUGUUUUCUGCUGCUGCUGUUGCUGCUGCACAGUGCAAAAAAGAGCAAUGAGAACAAAAAUGAACCUGGACCCUGAUACUGGCCUGGUCACCCAGUACUCAGCCUCACAACCAGACACUUUCUAUGCACCUUCUUGGAAGUGCAAGCGUAAGAAGCAAUUGCAGUUAAAGAACAAGCCGUUACCUCCUCUACCUGCUGAGACCUUGGAAGACUACACAAAAAACCUCAGAGUUAUUGCACUGUAUGACUUUUUUGCUAGAGGGCCCUCGGAUUUACCGCUCAAGAAGUCAGAAGAAUACAUUAUCCUCGAACAGUAUGAUCCCCAUUGGUGGAAGGCGAGAGACCAGCAUGGGAAUGAAGGUCUAAUUCCCAGCAACUAUGUUAUUGAGAACAGGAAGAGCGAUUUAGAAACAUAUGAGUGGUACUGCAAAAACAUAAACAGAAGCCAGGCAGAACUUCUCUUACGCCAGAAGUCUAAAGAAGGUGCAUUUGUUGUCAGAGAUUCAAGCCAACAGGGACUUCUUACACUGUCCAUGUAUUCGCAGGCUAAAGGAACUCAUAGUGGAGACAUACGACAUUAUCAAAUUAAGAAAAACCACUUAGGACAAUAUUAUGUAGCAGAAAAAUAUCUCUUUUCAUCUGUUCCUGAACUCAUCGAGUAUCAUCAACACAACGCUGCAGGUCUUAUCACUCGUCUCCGACAUCCAGUUGGAUCAGCUGACUGUUCUUCACCAGCAAGAGCAGGAUUUAGUUAUGAGGAGUGGGAAUUAAACCCAUCUGAACUGACAUUCAUGAAAGAACUUGGGCGUGGGCAAUUCGGAGUCGUUCAGCUGGGUAAAUGGAAAGCAACCAUGAAGGUUGCCAUUAAAUCAAUUAAUGAAGGUGCAAUGUCUGAAGAUGAUUUCAUCGAGGAGGCCAAAGUGAUGAUGAAACUCUCCCACCCGAAGCUGGUCCAGCUUUACGGAGUGUGCACACACCACAAGCCUCUCUACGUCGUGACUGAAUUCAUGGAGAACGGCUGCCUGCUCAACUACCUUCGGCAAAGGCGAGGGAAGCUCAGCAGAGACGUGCUGCUGAGCAUGUGCCUGGAUGUGUGUGAAGGGAUGGAAUACUUGGAAAGAAAUGGCUUUAUUCACCGUGAUUUAGCUGCAAGAAACUGUUUAGUCAACGCAGAGCACAUCGUUAAAGUAUCUGACUUCGGCAUGGCGAGGUAUGUCAUUGAUGAUGAAUAUAUCAGCUCUUCAGGUGCCAAGUUCCCAGUCAAAUGGUCAUCUCCUGAAGUCUUUCAUUUCAAAAAAUAUAGCAGCAAAUCAGAUGUCUGGUCAUUUGGUGUACUGAUGUGGGAAGUUUUCACAGAAGGUAAAAUGCCUUUUGAAAGUAAAUCAAAUUCUGAAGUUGUCCGUGAGAUUUCUCAGGGUAACCGGCUUUAUCGACCACAUUUGGCAUCACAAACCGUGUACCAAGUCAUGUACAGCUGCUGGCACGAGAAACCUGAAGGACGUCCUACUUUUGCAGAGUUAAUAGAGACCCUCACAGAUGUAACAGAGAUGGGAUAACUGGCGAUUUUACAUUAAUGUAUUUACUGAAAGAUUAGCAUUAAGCAUGUCAAGAUAUGGAAAUCCUCAGCCUCUUACAGCAGUCUCUACUUAAACUGCAGUACCAGGAUCCUACGUAUUGAAGCAGCUUGUUCAGACUUUGCAUAAUUUUCACUCGUUUGAGAAAGAUACCACAGGAGACUGGUUCAGGACUCUCAAGGCUUUGUUUUCAUGAUUAGGAAGAAAAAUCUGUCUGGAAAGAAGUAACCAUGCUUUUAUUUAUCCUCUUUUUUUUUUUUUUUUUUUUUUUUUGGUCAGAGCUACACUAAUUUCUGUAACAGUAUUAUUAAAUUAUUUGGUACUUAGUAUGACUUAUGCACUGGGUAAUACUGAUUGGCAGCAGCAAAAAUUAAGGAAGAACCUCUGAUAAAGCUCUAGCUAGGUUAUGUCUAAAGUCAAGCCCUUUUGCUGCAAAAGCCUUCAGCACUGAGGAAAUGGAGCAGUGGUUUCUCUUGCCCAAACCUCUAACCCUGAAUUUUCCAGUGCUGUCUCUCAAUUCUUGCCUGCUGCUGCCUACUCAAACACCUGCACUUCCCUUAGUCCUCCCCUUGCAAGUGUCCAGAAUGGUUAAUCAACAAGUUAAAGCUGGAAUCUGAAAG
This is a messenger RNA of Columba livia (rock pigeon), 9004 nucleotides long. RefSeq names its product TXK tyrosine kinase (gene TXK). Lineage: Eukaryota; Metazoa; Chordata; Aves; Columbiformes; Columbidae. Gene Ontology annotation, biological process: T cell receptor signaling pathway; adaptive immune response; protein phosphorylation. Gene Ontology annotation, cellular component: plasma membrane. The transcript is spliced from 15 exons. Gene Ontology annotation, molecular function: protein binding; non-membrane spanning protein tyrosine kinase activity; ATP binding. The coding region runs from base 6858 to 8366 and encodes 502 amino acids. The record is from RefSeq and is a predicted model, not a curated record.